CGGGAUGGGUCAAGAGCUUUUUUGGUGCCACGCUCCUCCAACAAUAAAGAGCGAGGCAGUUAUUGCUGGCUCUAUUUGUGCUGUGUCUGAGUGCAGCAGUGAGUGCAGUGGUGUGUCAGAGGAAGGGAAGGACCAGCAGCCAUGGAUGACGUAUAUAAAGCAGCGGUUGAGAACUUGACCGAGGAGCAGAAAAAUGAGUUCAAGGCUGCGUUUGACAUCUUCAUCCAGGAUGCAGAGGACGGCUGCAUCAGCACCAAAGAGUUGGGGAAGGUGAUGAGGAUGCUGGGACAGAAUCCCACCCCAGAAGAGUUACAGGAGAUGAUCGACGAGGUGGAUGAGGAUGGCAGCGGCACAGUAGAUUUUGAUGAGUUCUUGGUUAUGAUGGUCCGCUGCAUGAAGGAGGAGAGCAAAGGAAAAUCAGAGGAGGAGCUGGCUGAACUGUUCCGCAUGUUUGACAAGAACGGAGAUGGAUACAUAGACUUAGAAGAGCUGAAGAGCAUGCUGGCCAACACUGGAGAGGUCAUCACGGAAGAUGAUAUUGAGGAGCUCAUGAAGGAUGGAGACAAAAACAAUGAUGGAAAAAUUGAUUAUGACGAGUUCCUGGAGUUCAUGAAAGGAGUUGAAUAAAGAAAGAAAGGUUCAGCUGGAGGCCUCACACUGCAGCAUCUUCUUCUUUCCACUGACUGCAACAUCAUCGAAGGCCGUUCCUGAAGACAUGCCUCCACCUUUGUCUGCCUUUAACAGUACAAACAUCACACCUGACCUCUACAGGCACCUGUCAGUUAUUCUCAAGCAACGUCACUGAGGCCCUGAAAGGUUUGCUGGGAGAUCUCAUUGACUGCAAAUAUUGUUAUUUCUGAUGAUGAUGAUGAAUCCGAGUGUCACAUACAGACUAUUUUCAUUAAAAAGAUUUUCAUAAUUGCA
This is a messenger RNA of Larimichthys crocea (large yellow croaker), 924 nucleotides long. RefSeq names its product troponin C, slow skeletal and cardiac muscles-like. Bases 142 to 627 code for a protein of 161 amino acids. Gene Ontology annotation, cellular component: myosin II complex. The record is from RefSeq and is a predicted model, not a curated record. Lineage: Eukaryota; Metazoa; Chordata; Actinopteri; Sciaenidae. Gene Ontology annotation, molecular function: calcium ion binding. The transcript has 6 exons.